Messenger RNA from Didymodactylos carnosus, 1275 nucleotides. NCBI's taxonomy places the organism in Eukaryota, Metazoa, Rotifera, Eurotatoria, Philodinida, Philodinidae. The record is from the annotation of a GenBank genome assembly.
AUGGUAGCAAAUAUUAUGUCUCGUUUAUCAUUUGUUCUGGUUCGAAAAUGUUUGAAACCAUUACAAAUAGUUCGAACGUUUACAUCCUUGAAUACUGUCGUUGCUGAACAAGAUAAACUUUUAGUUCAAAAUAAAAAUCCACUCCCCACUGGUUCUAAACGGACACCAUUAUUUAAUUUUCAUAUGAGUCAUCAAGGACGAAUGAUCGAUUUUUCUGGCUGGCAAUUACCUGUUCAAUAUAGCGCAAGUAUUGUUCAAUCUCACAUACAUACACGAGCACAUUCUAGCCUAUUUGACAUUUCACAUAUGUUACAAAUUAAAAUACAUGGAAAAGAUCGUAUUAAAUUUAUCGAACAAUUGGUUGUGAGCGAUAUUGAAAAUUUAAAUAUUAAUUCAGCUUGUCUAACGUUAUAUACAAAUAAAAUGGGAGGUAUCAUUGAUGAUUUAAUUAUAACAAAAACGACCGAUUAUUUAUAUGUUGUAUCAAAUGCCGGCCGAGCUGAAAAUGAUUUAAGACAUUUGAAUGAACAAUUGGAAAAAUCAAACGAUUUGGAUGUGAACAUCGAAGUAUUAUCCAAUCAAGCAUUAUUGGCACUACAAGGUCCGUCCUCUUCGGUUGUAUUGCAAAAGUUCGUUCCAUUUGACUUGGCAACUCUCGCCUUCAUGGAGAGUGCAUCGACGACAUUUUCAAACACAAUCCAAUGCCGUAUUAAUCGGUCUGGUUAUACCGGCGAAGAUGGUUUUGAAAUUAGCCUUGAUGCUACUGAUGCAGAACAAGUUGCUUCGUUACUCUUAGAAUCGAGCGAGGUAGCUCUAGCUGGUCUAGGUUGUCGUGAUUCAUUGAGAUUAGAGGCUGGUUUAUGUCUUUAUGGAAAUGAUAUAGAUGAAAGGACAACACCUGUAGAAGCUAAUUUAACAUGGACUAUUGGUAAAAGACGGCGAGAAUUAGCCGAUUUUCCAGGAGCCGACAUUAUUUUACGACAAAUUCGAGAUGGAGUUGAACGAAAACGAGUUGGAAUAGUAACAAAUGGACAGUGUCCACGUUCUGGCUCUGCAGUUAUAGAUCAAAAAGAUGAAAAAAUUGGACUAAUAACGAGUGGAUGUCCCUCACCAUCACUUAAGUAUAACAUUGGUAUGGGCUAUGUAUCCACGGCUAAUGCCAGAAUUGGCACAGGUGUCUAUUUAGUUGUGAAAAAUAAAAAGAUUCAGGGAAAUAUUGUCAAAUUACCGUUUGUACCAUCUAAACAUUAUAAACCAAACGCAACGAAAAAAUAA